Physella acuta is the source of this 633-nucleotide messenger RNA. RefSeq lists its product as uncharacterized. The record is from RefSeq and is a predicted model, not a curated record. NCBI's taxonomy places the organism in Eukaryota, Metazoa, Mollusca, Gastropoda, Physidae. Gene Ontology annotation, cellular component: plasma membrane.
UCUGAAACGAACUUUGUGAGACGUAUGAAAUGAGAACAGUUUUUGAUGAUCAUUGUUAUUGACAUUCACACGAUUCAGACAAUCCUUUUAAAAUGACUCAAAUCGCUGCUCUAGCUGGAGCCGCAGGUAUCAUAGGUCUGGGGAGUCUACUGCAUCUGGUUGGCAUGGCAACACCACAUUGGUUGAAGUUGAAUGAUCCGGGUAGUAUUGGACUAUGGCAAGUCUGUAUACAAUUCUGUUUAACCAUAGAAGACAAAGCAGGUUGGCUUAUAGCAUGCGAUUUCUUUUCUGUGAUGGGUGUGUUAAGCAGUGUUGCUGCCCUCGUGCUGAUAGCUUUCAGUUUCUUCAAUGCGUUCAAAGGUCGACCACAACACUCAACGAUUCCCAUUUUCCUUACUGCAAGCACCUCAUUGGCAGCUACCUGUAUCAUCAUAUGUAUCAUCAUAUUCGCAAGCAAAACGGUACACACCUCACUGCUGGGUUAUUCCUUCUACCUCUCCAUUGCGGGCGGAGUUUUGAUCACAAUAGGGGGGAUACUCGGAUUUAUCAUCAACAGACGAUUUAGUUACGGUCCAAAGUAACCGGAUGAUGUUUUUAGUGUAAUACUUUGCUGUAUUGUUUGUAAUUAUUUGC